AUGUGCCUUGGUGAGAUCAGGGAUGUUGUCUUUGCUUGCAAGCCAAAACAACUGCUAUUCAUUGCUUUACACCACAGGGCUCUGGGCACCAACCCUUUGCACUGUGACUGCAACCUCCGCUGGCUUUCUGAGUGGGUGAAGGCUGGGUACAAGGAGCCGGGGAUAGCCCGCUGCAGCGGGCCCGAUGCCAUGGUGGACAGGCUGCUGCUCACAACACCGACACACCACUUCCAGUGCAAAGAGCCGGUGGAUAUCAGUGUUGUGUCCAAGUGUAAUCCCUGCCUCUCCAACCCAUGUAAGAACAAUGGGACAUGCAACAAUGAUCCACUGGAGAUUUAUCAAUGCACUUGCCCUUUUGGCUUCAAGGGUCGUGACUGCAGCGUGCCCAUUAAUUCUUGUAUCCAAAAUCCAUGUCAGAAUGGAGGGACCUGCCACCUCACCGAGGCAAAUAAAGAUGGAUUCAGCUGUUCUUGUCUCCUUGGGUAUGAGGGGGAGAGGUGUGAAAUAAACCCAGAUGACUGCGAGGAUAAUGACUGUGAGAAUAACUCUACAUGUGUGGAUGGGAUCAACAACUAUGUCUGUCUCUGCCCUCCUAAUUACACAGGUGAGCUGUGUGAUGAGGUGAUUAACCACUGUGUUCCUGAUCUGAAUCCAUGCCAACAUGAGUCCAAAUGCCUUCCCCUUGACAAAGGAACCAGAUGCGAGUGCUUGCCGGGCUACAGCGGGAAACACUGCGAAAUUGAUGAUGAUGACUGUGUGGGCCACAAGUGUCACCAUGGAGCUGUCUGCGUAGAUGCAGUCAAUGGCUACACCUGCGUCUGUCCUCAGGGCUUCAGUGGGCUCUUCUGUGAAACUCCUCCGCCAAUGGUCCUGCUGCAGACGAGCCCGUGUGACAACUACGAGUGCCAGAACGGGGCGCAGUGCAUCGUCGUGCACCACGAGCCCGUCUGCCGCUGCCUCGCUGGCUUCGCAGGCCAGAAGUGCGAGAAGCUCAUCACCGUCAACUUCGUGGGGAAGGAUUCCUACGUGGAGCUGCCGCCAGCCAAAAUCCGCCCUCAGGCAAACAUCUCCCUCCAGGUAGCAACGGACAAGGACAAUGGCAUCUUAUUAUACAAAGGAGACAACGAUCCUUUGGCUCUGGAGUUGUACCAAGGACAUGUGAGGCUCAUCUACGACACACUUAAUUCUCCACCUACCACAGUAUACAG
Nestor notabilis (Kea) is the source of this 1208-nucleotide messenger RNA. RefSeq names its product slit homolog 3 protein-like. The transcript has 8 exons. NCBI's taxonomy places the organism in Eukaryota, Metazoa, Chordata, Aves, Psittaciformes, Psittacidae. The annotation marks the transcript as partial. Gene Ontology annotation, molecular function: calcium ion binding; heparin binding; Roundabout binding. Gene Ontology annotation, biological process: axon guidance; negative chemotaxis. The record is from RefSeq and is a predicted model, not a curated record.